AAAAAAUACUGUCAUUGUGUUUCUUAGUAGAAAGACAAAAAAAAAAAGUUUAUCUUCCGUCAUCACAAUGAAACAAAUACACAUGCACGUAAGAAAUUUGCAUCUUUAACUGAGCAAGUUGUUCCUUUAAUAGCGAACUUUGCUUAGUACUGAAUAUUAUCUGUGUUUACGAAGCCUAUAGCGCAUUAGCAGAACGAACUAACCUCUAUGCUUAACUAAGGUUUAUUAGUUGUUGUAUAGUUAACGGGUCAGAUCGUUCCGAAUGAAGUUUAGAGAACAGUUUGUACCUCUUAUUUCUGAUUCAGUUAGCUUCAGAAUGUCUUCUACACAAGGGUCUGCUGGUAUUAAGGCGUUUAUGGCUGCAAAAAUUUCCCAGAUGAUGAACGAUAACGAGAAUUCUAAUAGUCCAAAACCUCCUCUUUCUCCAGCUUUGAGCGAUAAGCCACCAAAAGUCGACGACGCUUCAAUUCAAUGUGAGAACGUUGGUUUGUUCCAAUGCCACUUAUGUCCUUACAAGUCUUCCCAUAGAGGAUCUUUAAAGUCCCAUUAUGCCGUUCAUUCUGAUGAAAGACCAUUUGCGUGCGACAUGUGUACAUACGAAGCAAAGAGACAUUAUGAUUUAAAAAAGCAUCAAAUUCUCAGGCAUGGUAAAAAAGAUCUUGUAUCUAGAAAAAAUCAAGCGGUUUCCAGGACUGGACGGAAAAGACUAUUAACUAGUGUUAGUAGUUCGAAUUCUUCGGAAGAUAGCGAUUCUCCUCCGCCCUCCUCGUCCGCUAAAUUGGAAGGAAGUCCCAAAGAAAGUGGUGCCAUUUCUUUUUUGCUUCAACAAAAUUCAUCCCCGCCAGCCGACCGUUCCCUAGCAAUUUGUCAAGCUUCUUCGUCAACAACGCCUAACUGCGCAAAGGAAGUAGGCAUCGAGUCAAGAAAGUCUUGGUCGUGUACCCAUUGCGAUAUACUCUUUUUUGACAGUGCUCUAUACUUUCUACACAUGGGGAUGCACGAUAGCUCAAAUCCAUGGAGUUGUAACAUAUGCCAUUGGAAAUCUACUAAUGUUUAUAGUUUUACGUCCCACUUCAUAAAUAGUCAUCAAUCAUAAACAAACAAACAAACAGACAAACAAUCAAAAGUAACAAAAAAGACAUCGCAAAAUUUUGUCGUUUUUAUUAACCUACUUUGUUGUAUUAUUAUCUAUUAAAG
This is a messenger RNA of Dimorphilus gyrociliatus, 1197 nucleotides long. The record is from the annotation of a GenBank genome assembly. Lineage: Eukaryota; Metazoa; Annelida; Polychaeta; Dinophilidae.